Molecule: messenger RNA, 1260 nt
Organism: Aureobasidium musti
Lineage: Eukaryota; Fungi; Ascomycota; Dothideomycetes; Dothideales; Saccotheciaceae
Source: the annotation of a GenBank genome assembly
AUGAAGCCCAUUCCUGCUUCUCUGGUCGCGGUAUCCUUGGCCGUUGGCUUUGCCAAUGCUCAAGACUACAGAAUCUCGACUGUCACCAGCACCACUACCUAUUCUACACAAACCAUCUCCAGCUGUACUUCGUCUGGCGGCCCUACGACUGUGACUAGCCUUCACCCAGGCCAGACUGUGUCAAGCUGUCCUCCUUCUGGCACUUCCACCGACAAUCCUGGUGGCAACCCCAAUAACAACCCAAGCAACCCUGGCGGUGAUCCUGACGGCAUUCCUGGUAAUCCCAAUAACCGCACUACUCUGACUAUCUCUGUCACCCCAACCCCAACUUCUUCCGUAAGCCCUACCACGUCGCCUACGGGGUCUCCAGGCUCCAACAAUGACAACCCCGGUGAUGGAUCGGGUAACAGCAACCCUUCCAAUCCAGGCUCAAACAACAAUGGUGGCGGUGCUGAUACCCCAGGCUCGAACAACAACAAUGGUGGUGGAUCGGGCAAUUUUACCACUACCGUCACUCUUUAUCCAACACCUACCGAUUCUCCCGACAACGGAUCAAGCCCGCCAUCUGAAAAUGGUUCGGGUGAUGGUGGAAACCCAGGCUCCAACAGCAACCCCGGUGGCUCUGGCAGCGGAGGAGAUCCUGGUUCGAACCCCGCAGGUGGCUCUGGUAAUGGCCAGCCUUCAGGCACAGGCUCUAGCACUGGUAACGGUCAGCCAUCGGGCAAUGGUUCUGGCAAUGGCAAUGGUAAUGGCCAGCCAUCGGACAGUGGUUCAAGCAAUGGAAAUGGUCAGCCAUCAGGCAACAGUCAGUCUUCAGGAAACAGCAGUGGCUCCGGCAACGGUCAAGGCUCAGACAAUGGCUCGGGCACUGGCUCAGGCAAUGGCCAACCUUCAAGCACCGGCUCUAGCACUGGUAACGGUCAGCCAUCGGGCAAUGGCUCUGGCAAUGGCUCAGGCGUCGGUUCCAGCAAUGGCUCAGGCAAUGGUCAAGGUUCUGGUUCUGGAAACGGCCAAGGCUCAGGUUCGGGAAAUGGUUCAGGCAACGGUGGAGGCAGUGGUUCUGGCAAUGGCUCCGGCUCCAGCUCAGGGCAAGGGGUAGGCGCUGGUAGUGCCAGCUCGACUGGCGGACAAGGUAGCGGCAGCGCCACUGCUUCAUCCACCAUGGCCGUCUACACCGGCGCAGCCGCUCAUGACGCUGCCCCUCGUAUGGCUGCAGGCUUGCUUCCAGCUCUCCUCUUCUACGUGGCUCAAUUUCUCUGA